GUGGAGGACAGGACCACAUGGCAUGAGGCAACAACUGCUCUGUCUCACGCCUCCACAAUCGCAUUGGCUUAGGUAAUUAUAUAAACAUUUUAUUACAGAACAGUCAGAGGAAUCAAACGGGAAUUUGGUAUUAAUUAAUUUAAUCCCCACACAUGCUACCCUUUCCAGCCAAGCUGGGUAUUCUUCCAUUCAUUUCCUCCCUGGCAGUGUCUCUCUCACUCUCUCACUCUCACAGGAACACCCACACACAGACCAUUCGUUGACUAGAUUAUACAUUCUUGAAACCCUAGAAACAAAAUAAAGUCCAUCCUUUCCCAGAGUUCCAAGUUCAUUGUUUUCACCAAAGUUUCAGAGGCAUUAGAGUGAAGAUACAAGUUAUUAUAACUAUUAUCAUUUAUUUGGGUUCUUUUAUUAUCAUUAUUAUUAUUUUUAUCUCGUUGGCUCCUUACAAUGCAGCUCAAUUUUGUCAUGUUUUCCAACAUCGGAAACAGUGCGCUUUACGGAGGCGAAUUAGCUUGUGGGCAGAGGCAGAAAUGAAAGGGCAGUAGAAUUGGAUCAAGCAAGUAUAAUGCUGGGGUCAUAUUGGGAUAAUGAGAAUAGUAGAUAAAAUUUUCCACUGCCCUGUAUUCCUUCGUUUCUUCUGUAUGCUUCAGUUUCUGACAUUUGUCUCGCCAAUUACUGAAAAGGAGAUUUUGCUUCAAUUCAAGGGCAAUGUUUCCGAUGACCCUUAUGGUAGUUUGAGGGAUUGGGAUCCAAGUAAAAACCCCUGCCAAGAUUUUAAUGGGGUGUCUUGUAAUACAAAUGGGAAUGUCGACAAGAUUUUGCUCUGGAACACUAGUCUUGGUGGGGUGUUAUCUCCAGCACUGUCUGGAUUGAAAUCUCUGAGGAUUAUAACCCUGUUUGGGAAUAGGUUCACCGGCAACAUCCCUUCUGAGUAUGGCCAGAUUUAUACAUUGUGGAAGAUCAACUUGAGCUCCAAUGCACUUUCUGGAUCAAUCCCAGAAUUUCUUGGGGAUUUGCCCAACAUAAGGUUUCUAGAUUUGUCAAGAAAUGAGUUCACCGGAGAGAUCCCUUCGGCAUUGUUCAAAAAUUGUGGCAGGACAAGGUUUGUUUCCUUGGCACAUAACAACCUUUCAGGACCAAUCCCUCCCUCUGUUGGUAAUUGUCUGAAUCUUGAAGGGAUUGAUUUCUCUUUCAAUGCUCUCAGUGGAGAGUUGCCUGCAGAACUGUGUGACAUUCCAGGGAUGGCAUACUUGUCAGUGAGGAGUAAUCUGCUUACUGGAAAUGUUCAAGGGCAGAUUUUGAAAUGCACUGGAUUGGAGUUCUUGGAUCUUGGCAGCAAUAGCUUCACCGGGGCUGCGCCAUUGGAGGUUUCUGGAGAAGCCAAUCUUGCAUACUUGAACGUCUCCUGGAAUGGGUUUCAAGGUGAGCUUCCAGACAUGGCAAACUGCAUCGAAACAUUGGAAUUUCUUGAUGUUUCAGGGAAUGGUUUCUAUGGAGGGAUUCCCUCAAGCAUCACCAAGUGCAGUGGGCUAAAGUAUUUAGAUUUGGGUUUUAACAGGCUUAAUGGAAGCAUACCUGCUGACAUUGGUGAUAUGAAAAAGCUCUUGGUUAUUAGAUUAGCAAAUAACUCCAUAGAAGGGACAAUCCCUCCUCAAUUUGGGGGUAUAGAAUUGCUUCAAGUGUUGGACUUACAGAACCUCAGACUUAGUGGUGUAAUUCCUGACGAACUCAGUAAUUGCCAGUUUCUUCUUGAGCUGGAUGUUUCCGGGAAUUCGUUGGAGGGAGGGAUUCCUCAGAGCCUCGACAACAUGACGUACCUGGAAAUUCUUGACCUGAAUCACAAUCAGCUAAGUGGAAGCAUUCCAGUGGCUGUUGGAAAUUUGUGGAACCUCCGGUACUUAGAUUUUUCAGACAAUUCACUGUCUGGUUCAAUUCCUUCUACACUGGAAAACUUGAAGAAUUUAAGUUACUUCAACGUUUCUUACAACAAUCUUUCUGGUGUAAUCCCUUCUUCCCAAAGCAUUCAGCAGUUUGGCUCCUCUGCUUUUGUUCACAAUCCUGGCCUCUGCGGCGCUCCUUUGGAAAACUCUUGCGGCACUGCAUCACGCCAUGCAAGAAAAUCAAAGCUAAGUGUUUCUGCAAUAAUAGCUAUAGUUGCUGCAACUUCAAUCAUCACUGGUGUUUGCAUCAUAACAAUCAUCAACAUGAAGUUCCGUGGGAGGAGAAUGGAAGAAGAUGAGGCUAUGGUUAUAGAAAGCACCCCUUUAGCUUCUUCGACAGGGUCAGAUGCAAUAAUAGGUAAAUUAGUCCUCUUCAACAAAAGCAUACCCUCAAAACACGAAGAUUGGGAGGCUGGGACGAAAGCCUUGCUCGACACUGAAUGCUUGAUAGGCGGAGGCUCCAUUGGAACACUAUACAAAACCUCCAUUGGAGGCGAUAUUUUGUUAGCAGUGAAGAAACUCGCAACCCUGGGAAGGAUCAGAAGCCAGGAUGAAUUUGAGCAGGAAAUAGGACGGCUGGGGACCCUUCAGCAUCCUAAUCUUGUUGCUGUUCAGGGCUAUUACUGGUCCUCAAGCACUCACUUAAUCCUGUUCGAAUAUAUCCCGAAAGGGAAUCUAUAUGAUAACUUGCAUGGACAGGGUUAUCCCAGCACCAGUGCGAGUUCGGGUAAUCCAGAGCUGCAUUGGCAAAGAAGGUUUCAGAUUGCAGUAGGGGUGGCUAAAGCCCUGGCUUACCUUCACCAUGACUGCAAGCCACCUAUUCUCCAUCUCAACGUCAAAUCCAACAACAUACUCCUGGAUGAAAGCUACACAGCCAGGCUGUCUGAUUAUGGGCUGAGGAAGCUGCUUCCCUUAAGAAAUGGUUACGGGUUCGCAAAUAUUCAAAAUGCAGUUGGGUACAUAGCACCGGAGCUGGCUCAGAGCUCAGGAAUCAGUGAGAAAUGUGACGUGUACAGUUUUGGGAUUAUUCUUUUGGAGUUGGUGACAGGGAGGAUGCCGGUGGAGCGCCUGGCUGCCAAUGAAGUGGUGGUUUUGUGUGACUAUGCUAAGCAGGCGAUGGAGAGAGGGAAUGCUUUGGACGCCAUUGACAGAAGCUUGUCAGGUUCUCCGGAGAAUGAGAUGAUUCAAGUGAUGAGGCUGGGACUGAUUUGUACUGCUGAAACCCCAGCAAGAAGGCCAAGUAUGGCCGAGGUAGUUCAAGUUCUUGAGUCCGUAAUUAAUGGUUCCCAGUCCUGACUUUAAUUUCUUUGAUUAGUUAAUUGGUGUAGAGUGAUUCUUUUCAAUUCAUUCCCAGGCUAUUGCACUUUUGAAACUGUAUCAGAAAUCAUAUGGUUCUUGUUUUUGGUAUGCUUCCUUUUGUCUUAGUUAAUAAUAAAUUACAAUCCCAACACAAUCAUUACAACUUUGGGGAACAUUACAUUAGAAAUGUUCUUAACUAUAUCUAGAAUUAUUACUGGAAUAUUUGUGUGUAACUGCUUGCA
Andrographis paniculata is the source of this 3484-nucleotide messenger RNA. Its product is annotated as probable LRR receptor-like serine/threonine-protein kinase At1g12460. NCBI's taxonomy places the organism in Eukaryota, Viridiplantae, Streptophyta, Magnoliopsida, Lamiales, Acanthaceae. Gene Ontology annotation, molecular function: ATP binding; protein binding; protein kinase activity. The record is from RefSeq and is a predicted model, not a curated record. Gene Ontology annotation, biological process: protein phosphorylation. The transcript has 2 exons. The coding region runs from base 591 to 3239 and encodes 882 amino acids.